Molecule: messenger RNA, 1035 nt
Organism: Candida tropicalis MYA-3404
Lineage: Eukaryota; Fungi; Ascomycota; Pichiomycetes; Serinales; Debaryomycetaceae
Exons: 1
Coding region: 1-1035 (344 amino acids)
Source: RefSeq, a predicted model, not a curated record
AUGUUAGUUACCUUUAAAUAUAAUAGUGAGAAAUACAAAAGACGUUCAGCUUCAACAUCUACAAGUUCAACUCCUAUAGCUACAGGAAGAACUACAAGACGUUCCUCAAUGAAUACUAAUAAUAAUAGUAAUAACUCCCAUAGUACUAGUCUAACAAGUAAUAUUAAUGACGGAGGAUUAACUGAUCAUAAUCUUAGGUCUAAUUCAACAAAUUCAACUCCUUCAAAAAUGGUUACAUUACAAUACAAUAAUACUUUAUUAACUCCAACUUCAAGAAGAACAACAAGAAGACAAUCACAAAUUUUAAAUUCUGCAAAUUCAAAUAAUAUUGGAUCACCACAAAUAUCAUUAAAUUCAAGUCCAAUUAAAAAAGGAAAUACAAAUAAAUCAUUAACACCUACUCCAUCAUCACCAAUAUCAAUACCAUUAACAAGAACAACACCUACUACUACAACUACUACAACAACAUCAAUGAUUUUAAAUUCGAGAAUAAAGAAUAAAUUAGAAAAUAUUAAAAAUUAUCAAGAUAAAUUCAAUUUAAUUUCAAAUAAUUCACAAUUAAAAGAUUCAAAUAUAAUUCAAUUUAAUCAUGACUUAGAAAAAUCAUGGUUUAAUGAUAUUCACAUAAUUACAGAUCAAUUAAAUUUCAUUAAAGAAACUUACAAAGCAAUACAAUAUUUGAAAAAGAAGAAACAAUCUCUUCAACAACAAGAUGGUGAAGAAAGUAAUAGAAGUACACCUGGAUUAUUGAGUAGUCCUAAUAAAGAUACCCUGAUGAUUGAAGAUGAAGAUGAAGGUGAAAUAUUAGAUGAAGAAGAUGAUCAUGAUGAUGAUGAUGAUGAAGAGGAAGAAAAUAUAGAUGAAAAUCAAUCUUUAAUUGAAAGUAGGAGAAAUAAUAAGAAAAAAUCAAACAAUACUUCUACCACUACUAGUAAUGAAACAGCAAAUAGUAGUGGUAAUGAAAGUUCAAUUGUACAAAAUCAGACUUUUAUACCAUUAGGUAAGAGAACAAGAAGAAAAGUUCAAUUUCAAUAA